AUGUUGAUGAGAUUAUUAUGAUAUGAUAUGAUUCCGGGGAGAAGACGGUUACCCCCGGAAUCAGGCAGAUUGCAAUCGCCGAGGCUCCAAUUGGCCGGGCGGGUAGCCGUGGUUAUUCCUCGGUGCAGCUGGCAGCGUUCGCUGACGUCUGGGCCAGCUCCGAACCGGCGCAGAGUGGGGGUCCGAUCAGAAAUUCAUUAACUUCAUCUCCUCUUUCUCUCUAUUCUGUCCAGGAAGGUAUGGAUGGUCCUGGUUACCAUCGACAGCCGCGAUAGUCCCGCCCUUCCACACAUCCUUUUACAAUGGCAUCGAGAGGUGCUGCUUUGCCUCUGUUGAGGCGCGAGCUGUGCGCCUCCUCGCGGACCUUGAGAGGUGGUUCAUUCUCCGCCACAGCAAACACUCUGCGCGGACGCACAGCAGGCGUGUCUGCGACUACGAACAGUCGGGACCUUCGCGUCGGUUUCUUAAGCCAGACCGCUCUUCGCGGUCAGACUCGUGCUUUUACGCAGUCGUUACGGCGGAAGUACACAGACGAAGAGGGCAACUGGGAUCCUCGGCUAAACGAUCGUGAGAGCGACGAAGUCGAUGUCUGCAUUGUCGGUGGAGGCCCAGCUGGACUUGCUGCCGCCAUCCGGUUGAAGCAACUCGCAAAUGAAGCAGGAAAUGAGGAAUUCCGAGUUAUACUGCUGGAGAAGGCGGGAGAAAUUGGCGCUCAUAUCCUUUCAGGUAAUGUCCUGGAGCCGACAUCGCUCAAUGAACUCUUGCCCGACUGGCUAUCGGAGGACAACCCGAACCGAUUCGAACAUGUAACGCCCGCGAAAAGUGAUAAGAUGCGCUUCCUGACCAAGACCUCAUCAUUUCCGAUUCCUGCUCCUCCACAGAUGAACAACCAUGGAAACUACAUCAUCAGUUUGAGCCAGUUGACCAAGUGGCUGGGCGAGCGUGCGGAGGAACUAGGGGUUGAGGUCUAUCCUGGUUUCGCGGCAAGCGAAGUGGUCUACGGAAAGGAUGGUUCAGUUAAGGGUGUCGCUACCAAUGAUCUUGGUUUGAACAGAGAGGGGAAGCCGAAGGAUACGUAUGAGCGCGGAAUGGAGUUCCAUGCUCGUGUCACGUUACUCGCGGAAGGAUGCCAUGGUAGUCUCACGAAACAGGUAAUCAAGAAGUACGACCUCAGACGGGAUAGCCAGCCACAGACGUACGGAAUCGGAUUGAAGGAAGUAUGGGAGAUCCAGCCGGAGAAAUUCAAGCCUGGUGAGAUUGUCCAUUCGAUGGGGUACCCGCUGCCCACGGACACUUAUGGAGGUGCGUGGAUGUACCACUUUGGUGAUAACCUCGUCAGCCUGGGUCUUGUGGUUGGAUUGGACUAUCCCAACCCGUGGCUGUCCCCGUACGGCGAGUUCCAGAAGCUGAAGCACCACCCUCUCUUCAAAGAAGUUCUGGAGGGCGGCAAGUGUAUCUCGUACGGUGCUCGCGCUCUGAAUGAGGGAGGUUUCCAGUCGAUCCCGAAGUGCGCGUUCCCCGGAGGAGCCUUGAUCGGUGAUACGGCUGGUUUUCUGAAUGUGCCGAAGAUCAAGGGUACACACACGGCUAUCAAGUCCGGUAUGCUUGCUGCGGACGCGACGUUUUCCGCUCUGCAAGGAGCCUCGGACGGUACGGUAUUCUUGUAUGACUAUGAAGACAAACUUCGGAAAUCAUGGAUCUGGAAGGAACUGAAGGAGGUCCGCAACAUGCGUCCCUCGUUUGGAACCCUCGGUCUCUGGGGAGGCAUCAUGUACUCGGGACUGGAAGCGUACCUAUUCAAGGGAAGGACACCAUGGACCCUGAAGCACCACAGUACCGAUUCUGCCGCUACAAAGAAGGCGUCGGAGUGCAAGAAGAUCGAGUACCCCAAGCCAGACGGAGUUAUCAGUUUCGACAUCCUGACCAGCGUGAGCCGCACUGGAACGAACCACGAGGAAGACCAGCCUGUCCACCUCCAGGUGGAGGACUGGGAUAAGCACACUGAUGCUUCCUGGCCCCAGUACAAGGGCAUCGAAAAUCGGUUCUGCCCUGCAGGUGUCUACGAGUAUGUCGAGGAUGAGAGCAAGAAGCAUGGUGUGCGUUUCCAAAUUAAUGCGCAGAACUGCAUCCACUGCAAGACCUGUGACAUCAAGGUGCCAACGCAGGAUAUCAACUGGCAGACACCCCAGGGUGGCGAGGGACCGAAAUACUUCAUGACCUAGUUCUCUUUGGGAGGCAGCAUUAUUCGUUCAAUAUUUCUAUUAUUAUCUUUUUUACUAUAUCCAUCGCAUCUGCCUGUCCAUAUUCACAGCUUCUAUUCAGACUGGGAUCCCGCCGGGGAUAUAUUGUUGUUGCAUUGUCAAUCGGGCGGAAUGGCGAAGAGGAGCACACGGUGCAGAGAGAAAAGAAGAAGAGAGAAAAAAAAAGCGCAUCUGUUGUGACAAAGUGCUAUGAACAAAAUACAAUACCCAGUGUAUAUAUAGAUGUAUUUUUAUUUUUACUUUUU
Paecilomyces variotii is the source of this 2506-nucleotide messenger RNA. Its product is annotated as electron transfer flavo protein-ubiquinone oxidoreductase. Bases 303 to 2222 code for a protein of 639 amino acids. Gene Ontology annotation, cellular component: mitochondrial inner membrane. Gene Ontology annotation, biological process: electron transport chain. Gene Ontology annotation, molecular function: electron-transferring-flavoprotein dehydrogenase activity; iron-sulfur cluster binding. The transcript is spliced from 3 exons. Lineage: Eukaryota; Fungi; Ascomycota; Eurotiomycetes; Eurotiales; Thermoascaceae. The record is from RefSeq and is a predicted model, not a curated record.